This is a messenger RNA of Zingiber officinale, 2985 nucleotides long. Its product is annotated as probable receptor-like protein kinase At4g39110. Gene Ontology annotation, biological process: protein autophosphorylation. The transcript is spliced from 2 exons. NCBI's taxonomy places the organism in Eukaryota, Viridiplantae, Streptophyta, Magnoliopsida, Zingiberales, Zingiberaceae. The record is from RefSeq and is a predicted model, not a curated record. Gene Ontology annotation, molecular function: transmembrane receptor protein tyrosine kinase activity; ATP binding. Gene Ontology annotation, cellular component: plasmodesma; plasma membrane. Bases 276 to 2816 code for a protein of 846 amino acids.
GGUUUCUAAUCGACAACCGACCAGGCUUCCAUCGUUCCAUAAAUAGCAUCAUCCUCCACGGCCCAUCAAAAUCGAGCUCGUUCAUGGAGGAAAUGGCACCAUAACAACGAUUAUAUCCGCCUCUUCCUCCUCCUCUUCCUCUUCCUUUUUCCUUUUCCUUCUUCUUCUUCUGCCUGAUCUCGGAAGGGAUCGGAGAGAGAAAGAGAAAGAGAAAGAGAGAGGAAAAUCGAUAGACAGAAGAAAAAAGUAACAAACAAACAAACAAACAAAGAUCGAUGAAUUGCUUCUUCGGGCUCCUCUGGGUCAUCGCCUCGGCGAUGUCGAUGGCCGCCGAUGCGGCAACGUUCGCCCCCGCCGACAAUUUUCUGUUGGACUGCGGCGCCGCUUCCGUCGCCGCGAUGCCGGACGGCCGCGUGUUCAAGACCGAUUCGCAGUCGGCCCAGUUUCUCUCUGCCAGCGACGACGUCCGCGCCUCCGCCGCCUCCGUCUCCGGCGGCGUCCCCUCCCCGCUUUACCUGUCCGCCAGGAUCUUCAGAGAUGAAGCCACCUACGGCUUCACCCUCGCCCGCCCCGGCUGGCACUGGAUUCGCCUCCACUUCUUCCCUCUCGAAAACCCUAGCUUCAACCUCAGCGAGGCGGUCUUCUCCGUCUCCACCGAAGAACUGGUUCUGCUCCACAGCUUCUCCGUCGGCGAUCCCACGGAGUGGGUCCUCAAGGAGUACCUUGUCAACGCCACGGACCCGCGUCUAACCCUUCACUUCUCGCCUCUUCGUAACUCCGUCGCCUUCGUCAAUGGCAUCGAGGUCGUUUCCGCUCCGGACGCGCUCCUCCCCAACUCUGCCUCCGCCAUUGCGCCCGUCGGAGCGACCGUGGAUCUCUCUCUCCAAGCCUUUCAGGUGGCGUACCGGAUCAACGUCGGCGGGCCGCUCAUCACCUCCGCCAACGACACCCUCGGACGCUCCUGGCAGCCUGACGCGUCCUUUCUCCAGUCGCCUACCGGGAAGAACGUCUCCGUUUCCCCGGGGAUCAUCAAGUACCCGGAAGGAGUCACGCCGCUCAUCGCGCCCAACUCAGUCUACGCCACCGCCGUCGAAAUGGCGGAUGCGGAAGUGGCCAACGCCAAUUUCAACGUGACGUGGCGCUUCUCCGUCGACCCCAGCUUCGCCUACCUCCUCCGGCUCCACUUCUGCGACAUCGUCAGCAAGUCCCUCAACGACCUCUACUUCAAUGUCUACGUCAACAGCCAGAUGGCCAUCUCCGGCCUCGACCUCUCCACCCUCACCGGCGAGCUCGCUUCCCCUUACUACAAAGACAUCGUACUCAAUGCCUCCGUGGCGGCGGACCAGAUCACAGUCCAAAUCGGCCCGAUGAAGGAACCCGCCGGCCGAGUCGACGCGCUGCUCAACGGCGUGGAGAUUUUGAAGUUGAGUAACUCGGUGGGGAGCCUCGACGGCGAGUUUGGAGUCGACGGGUCCAAAGCCGACGACGGAGGCGGCGGCACGAAGAGCACGGUGGUGGCGGUGGGAUUCGCGAUGAUGUUCGGCGCGUUCGUCGGCCUCGGCGCUAUGGUGGUGAAGUGGCGGAAGCGGCCGCAGGAUUGGGAGAGACGUGGCAGCUUCUCGUCGUGGCUCCUGCCGGUGCACACCGGGAACACGAGCUUCACGGCGAGCAAAGGUUACGGCUACGGGUACAGCACGCACAAGAGCAGCGCCUUCACCUUCUCCUCCACCAUGGGGAUGGGCCUCGGCCGCUACCUCUCCCUGGCGGAGCUCCAAACAGCGACUAAGAACUUCGACAACAACGCGGUCAUUGGCGUCGGUGGCUUCGGGAACGUGUACAUCGGCGAGCUUGAGGACGGCACGAAGGUGGCGGUGAAGCGCGGAAACCCGCAGUCGGAGCAGGGGAUCAACGAGUUCCAAACGGAGAUCCAAAUGCUGUCCAAGCUCCGGCACCGGCACUUGGUCUCGCUCAUCGGCUACUGCGACGAGAACUCGGAGAUGAUCCUGGUGUACGAGUACAUGGCCAACGGACCCUUCAGGGACCAUCUCUACGGCAAUGGCCUGCCUCCCCUGUCUUGGAAACAGAGGUUGGAGAUCUGCAUCGGGGCCGCACGUGGGCUGCACUACCUCCACACCGGCACGGCGCAGGGGAUCAUCCACCGGGACGUGAAGACCACCAACAUCCUCCUAGACGACGCUUUCGUGGCCAAGGUGUCGGACUUCGGGUUGUCGAAGGACGCGCCGGGGAUGAACCAGACGCACGUCAGCACGGCGGUGAAGGGCAGCUUCGGGUACCUCGACCCGGAGUACUUCCGGUGCCAGCAGCUGACGGACAAGUCGGACGUGUACUCGUUCGGGGUGGUGCUGCUUGAGGCGCUCUGCGCGCGGCCGGCACUAGACCCCAUGCUGCCGCGGGAGCAGGUCAACCUGGCGGAGUGGGCGCUGCAGUGGAAGCGGAAGGGGCUGAUUGAAAAAAUCAUCGACUCCAACAUCGCCGGAACCAUCAACGAGGACUCGCUCAACAAGUUCGUGGAGGCAGCGGAGAAGUGCCUGGAGAAUUACGGCGUCGACCGGCCGUCCAUGGGAGACGUGCUCUGGAACCUGGAAUACUCGCUCCAGAUGCAGGAGGCGAACCCUCCGGAGGCCGCCGUGCAGAAGCAGCAGGCGGCGCCGCCACCGAGGGAGGAUAAGGAGGCGUCCGGCACGAGCGCGACCCCGGCGAUGGCGGCGCCGAGCACCAACCAGUCUUUCGAGAACUCGAGCACGGCCAUGGCGAACGAGCUGUUCGAACAGUUCGCCGGAAUGAAAGGAAGGUGAGGGAGUGUGACGUCGACAUCACCUGCUUGUCACGACCUAAAAAUUUGGUCUAUUUUUUUUGGGUUUCUUUUAUGGUCGGUCUUAGUCUUGAUCAAGUCAAUCACAUUGCACAAAAAUGAUAUAUUCCGUGUUUAUGAAAAAACAGAAAAAGAAAAACAUACAACAGCAA